UGUUGGUUAUCAAGCUCGACCUUGCCGCGGCUUGUAGACUCGCGCAUGAGAGGCAGUAGGUAACAAGACUCCGAGCUGAGAGUAUUGAUGAUAUCGUACGGAGAUAGAUAAAGGUUUGCCAUCGACAAUUGUAUUGAUUCAGUUGUUUACUGCAUCAUGCGUGUUGAUUCUUAAACCGAACCCUCGCUCCAUUGGAGUUCCAUAAAUCGAGCGCUUACAAAUCAAUACAAUGGAGAAUAAAGCAAAGUUUUAUUUUGUCUCGGAGGCUGGUGCAGACACGAAAAGUUCUGUAGUUAAAGUUAAAAGAAUUCAGCUGCUUGCUCAAGAGGAAAGUUUUUUAUUUCCAGCAGAUAAGCAGACUAGUGCUCAUCAUAAACAGCUUUUUGAAAAUCCAAUUGUGAAAAAUGUCGUUAAAAGUUUAAAGGUUCGCAAUAAAUUUCGCAAUGUGGUGCUGACACUAUCUAAGGAACUUGAGAAUAUUUAUCGGGACACUGAAGGCAAUGUUGUGUUGCACGACGAAUAUUUGGAAGAGGUUACCGAGCAAGAGUCGAAUGUAAACAGUGAGUCAGCAGGAACAUUCAAAAGAAAAACAAGCUCUCUGAUAAAGGACAUAGUGAUUGAAAAAUUCAACGGCGAAAGCAUAAAUGCGACGGUCUGGAUUAAUUUAUUUGUGCAGGAGUGUGACAGAGUGGGGAUUGCCCAAAACAAAUACGCUGAAGUAUUAAGAUUGUUUUUAGAGAAAUCUGCACUAGAUUGGUAUAAUGUAUUUAUCAUGCAGAACUCUUUGCUAAAUUGGGAGGCAUGGAAUAACGCCUUUAUUGAUACCUUCUCUGCACAGUCUUGGACAGAUAUAACGUAUGCGUAUAACUUUAAGUUCUAUAAUGGCUCGCUAUUAGAAUAUGCGUUAAAGAAAAAAAGAUUAUUGUUAGAAGCGGAUGAUAGCUUAUCUAUAAACACACAAAUCAACAUGAUCGUUAUUAGCUUACCAAAUUUUAUCCAAAAUAAGAUAGAUAGAAAAUCUAUUAUAAAUAUAGAAAACUUAAUGGCAAAAUUAAAACAACUCGGUAAGAUUAACGAAUAAAAAAAUGAUAAUGUAAACAAGAUAAUUUUAAACGAAAAAAGACCAUGUAGCAUUUGUAAUAGGUUAGGUUUCAAAAAUAGAUUUCAUUUAGAAAGCGCAUGCCGUAAUAAAGAUAGACAAACUAAAAACUUAAAAAACGAAAACAUCAAGGUUACAAAUAAUAAUGAAAUACAAGAAGUAGUAGCAAGCCAUGAGGAGACAAAAAACGAAUAGUCCUCCCACUUAUUAAAAUUAAGAUUUUUGCAAAUGGUUGCCCAGCAAUUGGUCUUUAUGACUCCGGAUCCAAUGUCUCUCUAGUUAGUAGUACAUUUUUGAACAAUAAAAGAAAUAUCAAACAAAUAAUAGGUGGGAGAGAUACCAUUAAAGGUGUAGCUGGAACGACGAAAACGGAAGGGAUUAUAACAAUACGUAUUAAAAUUUGUAAUAUAGAAGAGGAUUUUCAGUUUUUCAUAGUUAAGGAAGGCAUUGAUUGUGAAUUUCUACUAGGAUUAGACUCAAUAAAAAAAUUCAAACUCUGCCAGGAUGAAAAUUUGACCAUAUCACAGAAACAAACAAAAAAAAAAUUUCAGAUAAGCAAAAUAACACUAAUGAAAUAAGCACUACUAAAAUGGAGAAUAUUAUAAAAAAAACGAGAUAAUCUUUGCCAAAUCAAAGUUUGAUAUAGGAUCAGUAAAGGAUUAUGAAGCCACAGUGAAACUGACAGAAAAUAGAUAUGUUUCAAAGAAACCCUAUAGAUGCUCGUUUCAAGAUAAAUUAGAAAUCGAGAAACAAGUAGAAGAUUUAUUAAAUGCAGGUCUAAUAGAGGAGUCAAGCAGUCCUUAUGCAGCUCCCGUAACCAUGGUUCUCAAGAAAGAAGAAGGAAAAAGAACACGCUUGUGUAUUGAUUUUAAAGAGCUCAACAAAAUAGUAGUGCCAGAAAGUCAGCCCUUUCCAAGAAUAGAUGAUCUUACUAUACGCGCCAGAAAUUGUAAGUUUUUCUCAAAAUUGGAUGUGAAUUCGGCGUUCUGGUCGAUUCCGGUGCGUGCAAAGGAUAGAUAUAAGUUGGCUUUCGUGACACAUCACGGACACUGGCAGUGGAGACGUUUACCCUUUGGGUUGAAAUCUGCUCCCGCUAUUUUUCAAAGAGUUUUAGCAGGUGUGAUAAGAAAAAACAAGUUAGACGUUUUCACAGUAAAUUAUAUAGACGAUAUAUUAGUGUUCUCUAAGACUUACGAAGAGCAUGUAUAUCAUGUAGAGCAAGUACUGCAAAUACUAUAUAAAUAAGGUUUUAAAUUGAAUAAAAAUAAAUGUAAGUUCGCCCAAGAAAAGAUAACAUAUUUGGGACACGAAAUUGGAAGCAAUAUGAUUAAACCAAUAAAUGAUAAUUUAGUGGCUA
This is a messenger RNA of Nylanderia fulva, 2456 nucleotides long. The record is from RefSeq and is a predicted model, not a curated record. NCBI's taxonomy places the organism in Eukaryota, Metazoa, Arthropoda, Insecta, Hymenoptera, Formicidae.